AUGGUCCUCUACGUCUUGCCUCUCGUUGCCAUUGCUGCGCUCGCGCUAUUCAUCAUCCGCGGAAAAUUCGUCAACAGGCCGCCUCCAGGCUACAUCGAUGCUCCAGGGCCCUCGGGUGCUCUGCCCGUAAUUGGGCACGCACAUCUCCUGGGCCUGCACCCGCAUCGCCAAAUUCAAAAAUGGGCGCGCGACUUCGGUGAUUUAUACAAGGUCAGAUUGGGGUGGCAUGACUGGUACAUGUUGUGUUCGCCAGAGGCAGUGAAGGAGGUCAUGGAUCGCCAAAGUGCGAGCACCAGUUCAAGGGCACCCAUGCCCGUGGCGAGUGAGGCUUUGAGCGGGGGAAUGAGGUUCCUGUUCAUGGAGUACGGAUCGGAGUGGAGAAAAUUGAGAGGGGUCAGUCACAAGUUGCUUACUCCGGUGGUGAGUUCGACUUUCAAGCCUAGUCAGGAAUGGGAGGGCAAGAUGCUCCUCGAAGAGAUACUAAAGGGCACUUUGUGCAGCAAAGUGGGAGAUGACAGUGCAUAUAAGGCUGUAAGACGAUACACAGUCAGUGUCAUCAUGACUAGUACAUAUGGGAGGAGAAUUCCUCAAUGGGAAUGCGACGAGGUUCAUGAGAUAUAUGGGAUUAUGAAUGAUUUCUCUAACACAGCAACACCAGGAAAAUACAUAGCCGACAGUAUUCCUCCGCUGGGGCGACUCCCGCCACGCUUGCAAUGGUGGCGAAGUUCCCUGAAGCCACUUUUCGAUCGGCAAGCCAACUUAUGGAUGCGACUUUGGAAUUUAUUGCGGACGCAAAUGGACACCGGUCAAGCUCCUGAAUGUUUCGUUAAGCAAGUGAUAGAGAGUAGAUAUGAAAACCAGGGUAUCAGUGAGCUUCAGGCUGCAUUUCUCGCAGGCAGCCUGAUUGAGGCUGGAAGUGAGACAACAUCAGCUGCUUUGAAUACCGCGAUUCUGUAUCUCUGUGCAAACCCCGGAGUACGAGCGAAAGCUUUCGAAGAGAUUGAUCGAGUGGUAGGAACAGAGAGGAGCCCAACAUUUGAGGAUGAAUCAGAACUACCAUACGUCAGGGCAAUCGUGAAAGAAACCAUGAGAGUACGGCCUGUUACGAAUAUUGGAACACCCCAUUUCACAACGGCACCGAUCACGUACAAGAACAUACACAUCCCGGCCAAAAGCAUGGUGGCAAUCCAACAAUACGCUAUACAUUAUGACCCAAGUCUAUUUAUCAACCCGGAAGAAUUCAAUCCAUCGCGGUACCUAUCAUAUCCCGAAAAGGCGGGUUUCUAUGCUGCAGGCCCGGCUUCUGAUCGUGAUCAUUGGAAUUUCGGCGCGGGCAGAAGGAUCUGCUCUGGACUUCACCUGGCAGAAAACAGCAUGUUCAUCGUCAUAGCGAAGCUACUAUGGGCCUUCGACAUCCUGCCGCCUUUAGAUGGCGACGGUAAACAGGUGAAGGUCGACACAAGUGAUAACGCAUUUGAGCCUGGUGGUAAUACAGUUCCAAAGCCGUUCAAGUGCAGAUGGAAGGUCAGAAGUGAGAAGACUGCAUUGACUAUCGAGCGCGAAGUAGCAUUUGCGAAGAGGGAUGGGUACAUUCUCCGUGGUAUGAAAGUUGCAGAAAACGGGGUGGAAAUAUAA
Messenger RNA from Aaosphaeria arxii CBS 175.79, 1635 nucleotides. RefSeq names its product cytochrome P450 76C3. The transcript has 3 exons. Bases 1 to 1635 code for a protein of 544 amino acids. Gene Ontology annotation, molecular function: oxidoreductase activity, acting on paired donors, with incorporation or reduction of molecular oxygen; monooxygenase activity; heme binding. NCBI's taxonomy places the organism in Eukaryota, Fungi, Ascomycota, Dothideomycetes, Pleosporales. The record is from RefSeq and is a predicted model, not a curated record.